AUGGCUCUUGCUCCCUGCCUCCUUGGUUAUGGUGCCGCAGCCAAGAUGCUCCAUGAUCAUGAGAAGACUGUCCGCGAGGGAAACACAUACUGGGCAUGGAUCAAGAACUACAAUGAAGAGGAUUACACGGAUGCUGUCAAGUUGGGCUCUGCCUUGCUCGAAAAGCAUAUUCAACUGCAGUCACCUUCGCGAAUUGAAGAGCUGGUUCAGAUCUUUAUCCACGCCCUCAAGAUGGAAAUUGGCUUUUGGGAGAUGUUCCCUGCCCAGCAGACCUAA
Molecule: messenger RNA, 276 nt
Organism: Fusarium musae
Lineage: Eukaryota; Fungi; Ascomycota; Sordariomycetes; Hypocreales; Nectriaceae
Exons: 3
Coding region: 1-276 (91 amino acids)
Source: RefSeq, a predicted model, not a curated record